Molecule: messenger RNA, 1364 nt
Organism: Triplophysa rosa
Lineage: Eukaryota; Metazoa; Chordata; Actinopteri; Cypriniformes; Nemacheilidae
Gene: taar1b
Product: trace amine associated receptor 1b
Exons: 1
Coding region: 1-999 (332 amino acids)
Biological process (GO): adenylate cyclase-activating adrenergic receptor signaling pathway
Cellular component (GO): membrane
Molecular function (GO): trace-amine receptor activity
Source: RefSeq, a predicted model, not a curated record
AUGGAUCUCUGUUAUGACACUUUGAAUGGAUCCUGUGAGAGAUACGACCGACCCUCUGACGUCUACGUUCCGAUGUUUAUCACCAUGAUGUUGACCACUUUCAUAACUGUUGUUGGGAAUCUACUGGUCAUUAUCUCCAUCGGACAUUUCAAGCAACUCCACACGCCAACAAACCAGCUCAUUCUAUCUCUCGCAGUUUGCGACUUUCUUCUCGGACUGUUUGUCAUGCCGUUGAGUGCCGUCCGUUCCAUGCAGGGUUGUUGGUACUUCGGUGACAUCGUCUGUAAGAUACACACAUGCUGUGACAUCACGCUCAGCACGGCUUCCAUUUUCCACCUCGUGUGCGUGUCGACCGAGCGUUACUUCGCCGUGUGCCGGCCGUUGACGUACCGCACCCGCAUCGGAUUUUCGACGGUGCUUUUCAUGAUAGCCUUCAGCUGGCUGGUCCCUGUCGUAUUUGCCUCCACGAUGAUCUUUGGCGAACUCAAUCUCAAGGGCAGCAGGGGCUUCUAUGAUGCACACGUGAAAUGCGUGGGAGGGUGUCACGUUUUCUUCGGACGUGGUUCGGCGGUGGUCUCCUCAAUGGUUUCUUUCUUCGUUCCCGGCCUGAUCAUAACUGGAAUAUAUUCAAGAAUCUACGCGGUUGCUUUGAACCAAGCGAGAUCCAUUAGUCGUCUGUUAAAUCAGUUGAGGAGAGAUUAUCCGUUGGGAGACGUACAACACAAAACGUAUAAGGCUACGAUAACCAUCGCUAUCGUGGUUGGGGUUUUUCUUAUUUGCUGGACCCCGUUUUUUCUUUUUAACAUCAUGAAUCCUUUUAUCGGGUACACCAUCCCUCCGAUGCUGAUUGAUGCUCUUGUUUGGUUUGGCUAUGCCAAUUCCACGUUUAAUCCAUUUAUUUAUGCAUUUCUGUAUUCUUGGUUCAGGAAGGCUGUGAGAAUCGUAGUAACUGGAAAGAUAUUCCAGAAGAACAGUAGUAGAGAACAGCUGUAUAUAUAAGUAGGUCAGUUAUGAUGGAGAUUGGCUAAAAAAAAAAUGAUUUCCUACUUUGCAAGAAAUCUGAAGACAUUUAAAAAUCACUUAAAUGAGUUUAUACUAACUUGGCAUGCAGGAUAUAUUGUUUUUUAUCUACAAGGGUCAAAGGUCUGGAUGAAUGGCAUCUCAUCAUACACCAGUCUUAAAUGUCAGGAGGGAAUUAUAGGUAAACAGUCUGAUGUCACGCUGCACCUGAUGGAUUAUUUAUUCUGAAGGAGCCUUUGUUGUGUUUGUUUUAAUGACUGAUGGUGUUAAAACAGGGAAUUGUGAUUUUCACAAGUCUAAGAUGCACUUCAUGAGGUACUGUAAGAGGUCUCAAGGGUCGUGAC